AUGCAAACGAGCUUCCCAGCUCGGGCUUUUGUGUCCCCCUUUACGAAUACAGCUCUCGACUAUUACCAGUAUUUCAUGCCUCGAUGCCCUGUAUCUCACAGCCAGGUGCCAGGUAUAAGCUGGGCCCUGCUGCACAAUAGCUUGACUCAGAAGCUCACACUCCAGGCCGUUCCCGCUAAAAGUCUCGCCUGGAAGAACCGGAAGACGACGCAUAAAAACCUCAAGGCGCAGGUUGCCGACUCGUCACCGGAACACCUCGCUAUCGCCGCGGGUCAAGUUACCGGCGCGACAAUCGCUGGCUACUAUGAGGUCAUUGACGAUUACUGUCCAAGCUCUAGCAAGGGUUCUAAGAAAAGCCUCGUCAAAAAGAACUGCGCUUGUGAUUAA
Messenger RNA from Fusarium pseudograminearum CS3096, 387 nucleotides. RefSeq lists its product as uncharacterized. The transcript is spliced from 3 exons. The record is from RefSeq and is a predicted model, not a curated record. Lineage: Eukaryota; Fungi; Ascomycota; Sordariomycetes; Hypocreales; Nectriaceae. The coding region runs from base 1 to 387 and encodes 128 amino acids.